Messenger RNA from Suillus bovinus, 834 nucleotides. RefSeq lists its product as uncharacterized. Bases 1 to 834 code for a protein of 277 amino acids. Lineage: Eukaryota; Fungi; Basidiomycota; Agaricomycetes; Boletales; Suillaceae. The transcript has a single exon. The record is from RefSeq and is a predicted model, not a curated record.
AUGAUGUAUCCUGCUGGCAAUGCUAGCUAUAGUGACUUCGAGCACACAGUGUUAGGGCACAGUAUUGAUUCUGAGAACAUCAACUCACUCUUCUCCAAUUCUCAUAGACAACCUGAAGCUACUACUAGCCAUCAUUCAUCUGACACACUCUCUGGCAGACUUGACCCCAGUGCACCAGCCGCUCAGAUCCAGCUCAACUCCUUCAACAUCCAGGGUCAUCACAUCUCAAUGCAAUGUCCAAAUCAGUCUUCAGGCCAGCUUAACUUCCUCUCAAGUCAUUCACCACUUCCAUCUGGUCCGUCACGGUAUCCAGGUGCAGCCGCCAUGUGGCAAGCACCGAUGUUUGCACCCUUUCCAACCUUUGGCGAAAGUCAUCAAGGCGACGAUUUGCCUCUGCCAAUCUCAUUUGAUCAUCCACUACCAGGUGCUGCUGCCAUGCAGCAAGCACCGAUGUUCACACCCUUUCCAACCUUCAGGGAAAGUCAUCAAGGCGAUGAUUUACCUCGCCCAAUCUCUUUUGAUCAUCCGCUACCAGGUGCUGCCGCCAUGCGGCAAGCACCGAUGUUCAUGUGCCUUCCAACCUUCAAUGAAAACUAUCAAGGCCAUCAUUGGCCUUCAUCAGUCCCAUCUGGUCAUGUGCCUCUGCCAAUCCUCGACGAUUACAAUGGAACUUUGCUUCCACCAUUCAUAGUCCCAUCCCAGGAUCCCAUCUGUUUGAAUGAUUUUGCAUUGCUGCCAUCAACACUUGCCGAUUAUCAGCACAAUUUUCCUGUGUCACUCCUAUCUAUGGAUGGUGUCACUGUGCUACCACCAGCAGCACCAGAUUAUAUAUGA